AUGGUACACCCACUCUUUGAAAGAAUACGGAACGAGGCAGAAAUAGACUUGAAGGAAGGCCUUCAGAUAAAGCCAUCCAAGAAAAGUGGCCUCAGUAGCUAUAACGACUCUAGGGGAAUCACAUUGACCACCAACCAGUAUCACCAGGCAGGCAUUGAGGAGGAAUCCUUAAGGAAAGCGCAAUACAGGUCGAACAAAAACACCACGCAAAGGAGGCUUGAAAUGGAAUCAGCAAAUUGGGUUACAGUUAACGUUAGGUUGAGAAGAUGGCACAGGACAGAGGACUUUUGGUUGGCGGCCCACACCCCAAGAGAACAGAGAUCUGGGGAUGAUGAUGAUUGUACACUUGAAUUCAGAGACAAGAAAAUAAAUCUUUUUAUUAAAUCUCCUUUCAUUAAGGACUAUAUCAACAUGACAGAACCAUUGAAGCCAUCUAUUACCAUUCCCGGAUCCUACUACUUUGAUUACACUUAUCCCGUACCCGCCUCUUUGUUAAUCAGAGGAAACAACACAUUCUUCAUGUCCAUCUACCAAUCGGUCUCAAAUGGUCAAACAUUUGUCAACAGUAGCACUGUGUGGAUUUUACUAAAUCAGUCGUAUUCAGCGAUUUAUGUUUAUCCCUAUAAGUCCUCAGUUGAAUAUGACGCUACUUUGAACGCAAGUCUAACUAUAAUUUGCUCAGCCUAUCCUAUCCCUGCGCCAAGAAUCUCAUUGACCAGAAGGAGCAGCGGACUUGUACUCAACUCGACGGAGAACUCCAGACUGUUGACCUUCACCUUGACGUCGUUUAACUGCCUUGACACGGACGAGUACGUCUGCCUGGUCGACAACGGGUUGCCGGAUGUCCCAAACGCAACCAGUUCGAUUGGGAUCUACGGAAGUUCAUGCGGUGUUCAGCUACAAGACCAACAGGCGAAUCAGCAAAAGAUUCAAGUCAAGCCCGGAAGUGACGUCCUUGUAUCCAUCCAGGUGAUAUCACGUGACAACCCCAACAACCCUCUCCUUACACGGUACGUGGGCGGAAACGUGUUCUCAGUACCCGAAGCAUUCUACAGCACUCAGUACAUCUUGACCAGCAAGUACUACGGCAAACUGAAUCUUGCUCUCUAUCACGUGACCGAAGACGAGCUGUCUGAUUACACAGUUAGCAUUAAUGAUAAUAUCCUGUACAAUUUUACUCUUGCAGAUGAGUCUUCCAUCAACUACCAAAAUCUUGCUAUUGGUGUAGGGGUCGCUGCCAUAGGGGUUAUCUGUGUGACCAUCGUGGUCGCACUUGUCUGUUACUACAGGAAUGUGAGGUCGUCAAGGCUCCGCUCUGAGGACACCAGGCUCACAGUCUAUGACGUCAGGGAGACCAGUACUAACUACAAGGAGGACUACCUGGAGCCCACAGUAAAUCGAUCUACCACAAAUUCAGAUUAUGGUGAUGAUUCAGUCUAUACCGACAACAACGGCUUACAUAAAUUCGGGGACCAGGAAUCUAAACCACGCCAGAACGUUUACCACCACUCACCUAACAGAAUGGACACCAGCUCGGGGGUUGUUGAGCCGGGGGAGAUGUACGGGAAUGUGCUGACCCCCGGGGACACCUCUCCAGUCAACGACACCGACCAGCCUCUCUACAGCAACAUGUGA
Physella acuta is the source of this 1635-nucleotide messenger RNA. RefSeq lists its product as uncharacterized. NCBI's taxonomy places the organism in Eukaryota, Metazoa, Mollusca, Gastropoda, Physidae. The record is from RefSeq and is a predicted model, not a curated record.